AUGAUUGAUCCUAUGCAAGCUUUCGAUAUGGAGGGUUUUAAGAAGGCGACCUCUUCUCUUUUGAUCCCAACAAGUACUCCUACUCCUACUCCUACUCCAUCGGUGGCUCCAAUCCCAUCUGUUGUUCCCAAUGUUCCAACAUAUGAGACCAUUGGCUCUUCAGGAAAGACAACUCUCUGGGUUGUCUUUGUGAUCAUGUUCCUCUCCACCCUUACCUUUUCCUACUUGGCUUGGAGAGUACCAGUUCAAAAACGUCUCUUUCAUGUUCUUACCGCAUUCAUCACUCUCUUCGCCACUCUCUCAUACUAUGCCAUGGCAAUUGGUGAUGGAAAUGCCCUUACACACAUAAUCGUUCGGGAAGUACACAACCAUACCCCAGAUACUUUUGAACAUGUCUACCGACAAGUGUUCUGGGCUCGUUACGUCGAUUGGAGUUUGACGACACCUCUUCUCCUUCUCGAUCUUUCGUUCCUUGCUGGUCUCAACGGGGCCAACAUCCUUGUCGUUAUUGUCGCUGAUCUCGUCAUGGUCUUGACUGGUCUCUUUGCUGCGUACCACAACGAUGGAGCUGCCAAGUGGGGUUGGUAUGCCAUGGGAUGUGUGGCCUUAUUGGUCAUCAUGUACCAAAUGAUCAUUCCCGGUCGUCGUGCCGUUUCCACCAAGGAUGCGAAGACAUCGAAGCUUUUCGUCUCUAUUGCAGCUUACACUUUGAUUAUCUGGACCCUCUACCCAGUUGUCUGGGGUAUUGGUGAUGGAUCCCGCACCUGGUCGGUUGAUGCUGAGGUCAUUGCUUAUGCUGUCCUGGAUGUCUUGGCCAAGCCUGUCUUUGGUCUUUGGCUCUUGUUGGCUCAUGGUAGCAAUGUCGCUACAUCUGUUGAUGGAUGGUGGAGCCAUGGUUUGUCCAGCGAGGGUUCUAUCCGCAUCGAAGAUGAUGAGGGUGCUUAA
This is a messenger RNA of Sclerotinia borealis F-4128, 945 nucleotides long. Lineage: Eukaryota; Fungi; Ascomycota; Leotiomycetes; Helotiales; Sclerotiniaceae. The record is from the annotation of a GenBank genome assembly.